Messenger RNA from Labeo rohita (rohu), 951 nucleotides. RefSeq names its product odorant receptor 131-2-like. Gene Ontology annotation, cellular component: membrane. The record is from RefSeq and is a predicted model, not a curated record. Gene Ontology annotation, biological process: G protein-coupled receptor signaling pathway. NCBI's taxonomy places the organism in Eukaryota, Metazoa, Chordata, Actinopteri, Cypriniformes, Cyprinidae. Bases 1 to 951 code for a protein of 316 amino acids. The transcript has a single exon. Gene Ontology annotation, molecular function: G protein-coupled receptor activity.
AUGUCUAAUGUUUUUGAAUCUAGAUCUAGCCUCAAUCAGACUGCAACGCUGGUGGAUCGAGAUGCACCAGUGAAGGCAUUCCUGUGUGUGACCCCAUGUGUUAUUUUCCUCUAUGUCAACGGAGUCAUGAUAUUCACCCUGAGGAAAAAAACUGUUUUUCAGGAAGCAUCUCGCUAUAUUCUGUUUGGUCAUAUGCUUUGGCUUGAUACGCUCCAUCUUUUUAUGAGUUCUCUGUUGUUUGUGUCUGCUGUUAGUAGGAUUACUAUAAUGAAAAAUGUCUGUCUCAUUCUUCUUGCGGCUGCACAAGCUCUCUAUCAGGUUGCCUUACUAAAUCUGGCUUUGAUGUCACUGGAGAGGUAUGUGGCCAUCUGUGUCCCUCUCAGACAUGCACAAAUCACCAGUUAUAGCAGAACUAACAUGGCCAUCGGUGUCGUUUGGACGAUGGGAUUGAUUCAGUGCUUGUCUGAGUUGAUUAUCUUCUAUUGCGUUGAUACUACAAACACAGUGAUGCCUUUGUUCUGCUCCAGAACUACACUUUUCAGACUGCAGAUCUAUAAGAAUCUGGAUUUAGCUUUCACUUGUGUGUUUUUUGUGUUAGUGUGUUUUGUUAUUAUCUUUACUUAUGUCUCUAUAGCAUCUGUGGCUAAAUCAGCCUCCUGUGAUAAGGCGUCAGCCAAAAAAGCCAACAAGACUGUUCUGCUACAUCUAAUACAGCUGGGUCUCUGUGCCGCGUCCAUUUUAAUCGGAGUAAUCCAAGAUGCUAUUUAUUUGUAUAUUGAUUAUUUGACUUUGUUACACAUAAUGUAUUUUUGCUUUUUAGUGUUUAUGAUUUUACCAAGAUGUCUAAGUUCUCUCAUAUAUGGCCUGAGAGACCAGACCUUUAGCUUUUUAUUUAAAUAUUACAUCACUUUUGGUCUCAAAAGGCAAAACAGUUGUAAAACAGAGAUUUAG